AUGAAUCUUAUUUUGGAUUUGAUCAAAAACAAUGAAUGUUGUUGUAGAAGAAACGAACAAAGAUGUUUAAUCAAAAAGAUAUUAAGAGAAUGUGAAGAUCUUAAUCAAUCAUUAGUCGUCGGAGCAACAUUUAAUUUAGAGGGCAUUGGAUUUAUUGACUCUCUUUUUAAUGGUCGAUUUGAUUCAAGUGUAACGAGUGUGCAAGAAAACACUCUUAUCGAUUAUGGUGAAAAGGUUGUGGUCAAUGUCGAGAGUAUCACCGACCCAUCUAUCAACUAUCAACAGACGACCAAUAGCUCGAGUGCAUUCCUCUUUGAACAACUCGAUGACGGGUGCUACAAGCUGUCGGUAGUCCAUCCACCCGAUGAUCUGCAGUGGGAGCUCGUCCCAGUACUCAGUCAUUACACUGUUUGUGGUGGUGGUAGCAGUAGUCGAGGUAUACCAUCAUCAGUUGCAACUGACAGUCUAUCCGAUACUAUAGAAUCGUCAUCUAUUGUAAUCGUUCGACAAGACAUUGCAUUCCUUAUCAACACUCAGUCGGGGUGUAUAGGUACGAUUGCAAAUACUCAAACUUGUCAACUCAUGACACUCCAAUCAGGUACUUAUUAUCUAAGAUACUAUGGUUGGUGUGUAGUCGAUAAUACCACCACUACUAGUAAUAGUAGCUGUUCUUCUUUGACGAGUAUGGUGUUCCCAGAUGACUGUAAAGUGGUUGUACAAUCAUCGUAUCAAGUGACUGUACAAUACAGGGGUCAAAUUAAAUUAACAUUCACAAGAGACAUGGUGUUUAGUCUACCCAAUUCAAAAGAAGACACACCAAAAGCAAACAUCAAUGUUACAUUAUCAUACUUUUACAACAACCUCAUCAGUCAUUCAAUCAUCACUUGUACCACCAUGGACACACCAAUAUUUAGUGUUCCAUUAGUCCCAGUUUCAGUGUUGAUCACAACCAAUAAUAUUUCUCAAAUCAUACUAUUAAACAACAUCACUGCAACACCAACACUAGCUCAACCAAACAUUAAUAUUACCUUUUCAAUCUACGAACUGCCACCACUAAAGGACAAGAGCUAUAUCCCAGUAACUCUGUAUUCACAAAGUAGUCGUUGUGGGCUAUCAAUUACUCUCCCACCAGGUGUCUAUAGUAGAGAAUUUCUUUCGACUGUUGGUUUCUCCAAUCUCACAGUUCUCUCUUUUAGUUCUCCCUCCAAGUACCGUGUAUUCCUUUCUCUUUCCAUCCCAAUCUCUGCCUCAGUAUCCGAUAUUCCUUUAAAUGGUUAUUUUGCUGAAUCCUAUAAUACUGGUAUCAUUUUACAAGUUCAAAUUGUUAGCAAUUAUGAAUUUUCCAAUAAUCCAUUACCAUUAUUUGGAGGAAAUGUUGAAAUAUUAAAUAUAUAUCACUCUCUAUUCAAACCAAGUUAUUAUCUUGUUGAAACACCCCAUUCUAAAAUAGAUAGUUAUAUUUUGAUCAAUUGUACCGAUGCACCUUUGAUGGGUUACCACAAUUGUAGUUUCCCGUCUAGAGUUGGUCCAAGAUACAUAAAAACACAAUUAAAUAAUAAUGGAAAAUAUUUAUCUUAUUCUGAAUUGGUUUAUUAUCCAGAAUAUUAUUCAUUAAGAUCAAUAGGAUCAAAAUUAAUUUUAAUGAGUACCAAUUUAUCAAAUAUACUAGAUUUAAGUUUUAAUAGUACUAGAAUUAAUAUUAAUUUUGGUAGAGUCGAGUUCCAAGUUGGUGAAAAGAUAUUGGCAACUUAUACAUUGGACAAUCCAGCAGCCAAAAACUAUGUAGCAAUAGACUUGAGUCAAAUGGUUUUUUACAAUGGUACCAAAAAGGUUGGCAUUUCAAAUACAAAAACGUUUGGUGUCACGACCGACUCUCUUGUUCUUACGAGAGAGGGUGUGUCGUUGAUGGCGGGUACUCAGGCUACAUGGGGUAUUUACGGGUUUCCAGCUCAAUACUGGAGAUUUAAAAAUAUACAUCCAGUAGCCUUUGUCAUGUCGGGUCAGUACUUGGAUGGAUUGGAACCAGACAGAAACCUGUUUGGCAAUAGAUCACCCAUUAACAAUGGGUUAUUUUUUGCUGUAACAAACGGUACCAAAGUGGUAGUCACGAAAACGCCAAUACCAUUUCAAUUCCUCUUAUCGGUGUACCUUCAGAUAAAUCAAGAUGGGUCGUUGUGCUUUGCUUCUCCCACUGACUCUAUUGGUACUCUAGUCGAUCCUAGUAAUGUGUGUCUUGCAAUGGGUGGUCUUGGUGGUAGAUACCUCUUGGUGGCGCCACAAACCAUGUCGUGGUCGGUAUGGGCAUUGCAAAUCCUAGAUGAACGAGGUCGUUUGGUAUGGGCUCUCAACAGCACCGAGAAAAUCGAUUACCACAACAUUCCGAUGGAUUACGGGUCAUAUCUACAUUACACCGAUUCAAUAGUAUCAACCUCUUCACGAAACUAUAUCACCAAUGGUAAACAAUAUUUACAACUACGUCCCGAUGGAAACCUAGUCAUUUAUGAAAACAAUGUCUACUUUAAAAAUGAUGUUCUUGCAUUUACAGAGACAGAGGUAGCAGAAGACCCUCCCUACAUUCUAAGAGUACAAGACAAUGGAAUAUCACUCUCCUCAUCGUUGUAUCCGGAAUACCCAUACUAUCAAGUAGAAGCUAUCCCAGGUUCACCAGCCAUCCACUCGCUUUCCAUGUACCCACAAGCUGGUGAUUCCAAAUCUGAAGGAUUUAGUUAUCAAACCAACCGCAUCCCAUGGGGUGUUUUGAUGAUUGACAUUACUGGAAAGGUUUCAGGUGGUUUGCUUGGUGGUCAAGACACUCGUUUUGAAUACUUCAACUCUGUCACUAUAAAACUGGUAGAUACUCCAGACGCCGCUGAACCACGUUCUCAACUAUUACCCCAACAAAACCUAACCAACCAAUUCCUAAAUCUCGUUUGGAACGAUACCACAGGUAUCAUAAGUGUUGUCCAAAUUGAUAACAAUCAAGUCAUGUGGUCAUCACCAGAACCACCUACCAAUAUCAAAUCGGUCACUGGUAUUUACUAUUCGGGAAUGAUCUGUUAUGACUCGUUGACAGAUUUACUUCAAUUUUGUGUUGCUGUUUGUUCACAAGCUGGAGACCCAAUUUUACAACCUGAUCAAUGUUUAGAAUAUCAAUCUGUUUGGAUGCCAUAUCAAGGCAGUGAAAGACAACAAUGGUUCGGUCUAAUUAUUGGUUUCCCUGAACUUGUUCUAGUUAGUAGUGGUACAAUGAUUUGGUCUGCUAAAAUUUCAAAUCUUUUAUUACGUAAUUAUUAA
Cavenderia fasciculata is the source of this 3294-nucleotide messenger RNA. RefSeq lists its product as uncharacterized. Lineage: Eukaryota; Evosea; Eumycetozoa; Acytosteliales; Cavenderiaceae. The record is from RefSeq and is a predicted model, not a curated record. The coding region runs from base 1 to 3294 and encodes 1097 amino acids. The transcript has 5 exons.